GCUGCCUGAUUCCGAGCCCCUGAUUGGGGAGGGGCCUCGGGAAGGACCUGCCCUCCGCGUCCAUGGCUGUAUAAAGAGACCGCCUCGUAAAACAGGAAGACAGCCCGACCGAAACCUGAAACCCGUCUUGUUGUAUGAAACCCCGACAGGCCGCAGAGAAACUUCACUAACCGACAGAUUCUCCCGUUUCACCGUCAGAACCACUCAAACGGCUGUUUGGGCUGAACUCUCGUUGGAACUCUCGUUGUAACGGCUCGGCUAAGCGACCACAACGAGAAGUCAGCUUGUAGCUCGCUGCGUUAGCUUGUUUGCUAACUUUAACAUAAAUCCGGAUUGAGAUUCUUCCACUGCUGGUUUGGAUUGCGCAACACGGCUCGUUUAUAACACCUGUUCACCUGUUCACCAUGGGAUCCAGAGCGUCCACGUUACUCCGAGAAGAGGAAAUUGAAGAGAUUAAGAAGGAGACUGGCUUCUCCCACAGUCAGAUCACUCGGCUGUACAGCCGCUUCACCAGCCUGGAUAAAGGAGAAAACGGCACCCUCAGUCGGGAAGACUUCCAGAGGAUCCCGGAGCUGGCCAUCAACCCGCUGGGAGACAGAAUCAUCAAUGCGUUCUUUCCCGAGGGAGAGGACCAGGUGAACUUCAGGGGCUUCAUGCGGACCUUAGCUCACUUCAGGCCGAUCGAGGACAACGAGAAGAACAAGAACGCGGCCGUCAGCGAGCCGCUCAACAGCAGAACAAACAAGCUGCUCUUUGCGUUCCGUCUGUAUGACCUGGACCGAGAUGAUAAGAUCUCCCGGGAUGAGCUGCUGCAGGUGCUGCGGAUGAUGGUUGGUGUGAAUAUCUCCGACGAGCAGCUUGGCAGCAUCGCUGAUAGAACCAUACAGGAGGCGGACACCAACGGAGAUAACUCCAUUUCCUUCAAUGAAUUCAUCAAGGUCUUGGAGAAGGUGGAUGUGGAGCAGAAGAUGAGCAUCCGGUUCCUACACUAAGCUGUGUCUUGUUAUUUAAUUUAGAGUAGAGCUUCAACACGUGUGUUGAUGCAGAACACAAAGUCCUCCAGCUGUCAGCAGGUCCACGCUGUCAGAGCCGCUGUAGGUAGAUGAUGUAGACCCUCAGUUUCUGCCGCUGCUCUGUAAACAAAGGGAAACGUGUGCCUUGGGCAGUGGCUCCGUUUAGUUUUUUUCCAGGAACAUUAUUUAUUAGAAAACCUUCAGAGGUCACGGUUAGUCCCACUGUUCCACUUUCCACAUGAAAAUUAAUUGCAUAGCUCGCUACGAUGAAAGCGUUUUGCAGCGAGUGUUUGCUCCUGCCGAUCAACAGAUACUACAUGUUGUGUCUUCGUCCGUAUCAAUAUGCAAUAGUCCAACUUGUAAGAUGUGUGAUUCCACUUAACUGACAGUGUUUUAAUGCUAACUUAAAGCUCAAGCCAAGCGGGACCUGCGCCACACGUUUGUGUUUCACUCACUGAAGUGCCACGGCUUUGGUUCUCAUCUCAGCCGUUAACAGAGCCUGUGGCCGUGUGUGUGUGUGUGUGUGUGUGUGUGUUAACCUAGCUACUGCCAAUAGAUUAUAAUCACCUGAAGAGUUCAACCCUCUUUCAAAGCCAGGAAGUACCUGGGGCCUGUUGGAGCUGCAACAUGUGUAUAAUGUAAUAUUUAUAGAACCGCUUAUUCAUUAACUAAACUGUGCUGGUAAAUGACAAUUUCAAACUAAAUGGUGUUCUGUGUGUCUGGGGCUGGUGUGUGUCUACUUUAGUACGUUUGCAGGAUGUUCUAAACUGUGUCAGCGGCUGCUCGCAGACAGUUUCCCCGACGUGAGUCUUCCUGACAGCUGACGGGUCGAGCUGUGCUGCAAACUGUCGAUUAGUUUGUAGACUUUAAAAGAAAGUCAUCUCUGUGGGAGCGUGUUGCAGCCGAUCAUGAGGCGACACUGGACGGAGGAAGAUUUCUAUUUUGCAUUUUGAGGAUGAAGUCAAAAAUGUUGACAAUAAAUCAAAGCACUAGCGUUGACGCAUCAACAGGAAGUUUGACUUUAGUCUUGAAAUGCAAAGUUAAAGCUCCUCCUCCCUUGUGUGCACGUCUUCUUCAUGUGUCUGAUCCCAGUGAACUCGUUCCACGUGUUAAAGAAUUAAAUGUUUUGUGUACAGACUCGUGUUGAUUUGAGACGCUUUACUCUUUAUGUGACUUUGUUGAAUCAAGAACCUUCUGCAGCUGCUGAGUGCAGGAAAUACAUCAUGACCAUUUUAUUAAUCGUGAUUAUUAACAGAUGAGUCAUGUUCUGUGACGUUUGUAUUAAAGUGAUUCAUGAAUUUAAUUUGAAUAAAUUGAAGUGCCAUGCUUA
Cottoperca gobio is the source of this 2343-nucleotide messenger RNA. It is a transcript of the gene chp1, whose product is annotated as calcineurin-like EF-hand protein 1. The record is from RefSeq and is a predicted model, not a curated record. Bases 405 to 992 code for a protein of 195 amino acids. Gene Ontology annotation, molecular function: calcium ion binding. The transcript has 7 exons. NCBI's taxonomy places the organism in Eukaryota, Metazoa, Chordata, Actinopteri, Perciformes, Bovichtidae.